AUGUAUGGAGGAGUCCUGGCAGAACACAACAGCUCAGAGGAUCUGCGGCUGGAGGGAGGAGCCAGUCGCUGUGUUGGGACAGUGCAGCUCAGACGGAAUGGAAGCUGGAGUCGUGGGAUUGGUGGAGACCUCUGGACCUUCAAAGACUCUGCUGCUGUGUGCAGAGACCUGGACUGUGGAUCCAUUCUCUAUAGUGACAAUAAAGAGGACUUCCCACAGAGCUCUGUGUGGAGGAUCAGCUCUGACUGUGUGAAGUCGUCUGCAGUGAAAGACUGCUCCUCGGAUGGUGUCUCCAGUUCCUUGGGUCUGGAAGUGAGGUGUUCAGACUCUGUGCGGCUGGUUGGAGGCUCUGGUCUCUGCUCUGGAUCACUGCAGAUAUGGGACCAGUUCUGGAUCUCGGUCUGUGAAGGGGCCUUGGACCAGAGGGGAACAGAGGUGCUGUGCAGGGAGCUGGGCUGUGGGGCUCCUUCUGUCCUCCAGGGGAAGCUCUCUCCUCUGGGGCAGACUUUCCACUGUGAGGGCCAUGAGUCUGCUCUGAUGGACUGUUCCCGUUCCAGACCCAAGACCUGUUCCUCUGAGUCCGUUGUGAACAUUACCUGCUCAGUUCCGCUCAGGCUGGUGGGAGGGGCCAGUCGCUGUGCUGGGACCGUGGAACUCCAACACAACGGAGAGUGGAGACAUGUGAUCUCUCGUGCAGCCUAUGACAUCAGAGUUCAGGGGGACAUGUCUGCUGUGUGCAGAGACCUGGACUGUGGCUUCCUUAUUUCUGGAGAUUAUUCACGUUUCCCAGACAGGCCAGCGUGGUAUUUGACUUCAGCAUGUGCACGGAAGUCCUCAGUGAGAGACUGCGUUGUGAGUCUGAGCUCUACUACCAACGAGGGACUGCAGGUGGUAUGUUCAGACUCUUUGCGGCUGGUUGGAGGCUCUGGUCUCUGCUCUGGAUCACUGCAAAUAUGGGACCAGUCCUGGAUCUCGGUCUGUGAAGGGGCCUUGGACCAGAGGGGAACAGAGGUGCUGUGCAGGGAGCUGGGCUGUGGGGAUCCUUCUGUCCUCCAGGGGGAGCUCUCUCCUCUGAAGCAGACGUUCCACUGUGAGGGCCAUGAGUCUUCUCUGAUGGACUGUCCCCGCUCCAGACCCAAGACCUGCUCCUAUGAGUCCGCUGUGAACAUCAGGUGCUCAGAGCCGCUCCGGCUGGUAGGAGGGGCCAGUCGCUGUGCUGGGACAGUGGAGCUCAGACAUAAAGGAGAGUGGAGAAAAGUGGUGAGCCCAUUUGGAAACUGGAUCCCCAAGCAAACAGAAACGGUGUGCAAAGAGCUGGACUGUGGGUCUGCCGUGUCUGAAGAAAAGAUCAAAGAUGGAACAGAGGGAGGGUGGCUGGUGUUCCCCGACUGUAUGACAGCGUCUACAUGCUCGGUGAAGCCUCAGUUCUCAGGAGGCUCCUUCCAGCUGCUCUCUCCCACUGGGAACCAAACCCUGCCUGCUGUCAAUCACUCUGCACACUUCCUGUUCAACCACACUGGCCCCGCCCACAAAGGAGACUACACUUGUGUUUACCACCUACAGGUGUUCAACCACAACUUCUCCUCCGAGAGCGAGAGACUGGAGCUGAGGCUGGGAGUUUCAGACUCAGCCCUGAUCAUCAGAGUCCUGCUGAACGUAGUGCUGCAUCUUCUUUACAUUCUCCCAAUGAGCUGCUACUACUGUAAGGUCAGGGCCAGAGGGGGCGCUGGACGGGCUGAGCUCCUGUGA
Molecule: messenger RNA, 1749 nt
Organism: Knipowitschia caucasica
Lineage: Eukaryota; Metazoa; Chordata; Actinopteri; Gobiiformes; Gobiidae
Source: the annotation of a GenBank genome assembly